AAACAAGUCAGGAUUCCACGUGCUCCUGGGGACUCUCUCCCUUUCUUCUCUAUAUACUAUUUUCCCCACAACCCCACCAUUUUCUUAACUUACUUUAAUGCAUGUUUUUUGCUUCCAUUAACUCCAUCAACCCCAUACACCCCUUUGACCAUCUUCCUCUGUUUCUUCUCCUCACUCUUCUUCUUUCUCUCUGUAUUACACCUGCCAUUUUUCUCAGCUUUCAUCAUUGAACAGCUACAUUGUAGCAUUUUCCCAUCAGAAAUUUGAUCCCUUUUUAUGUGUUUCAUCCACCGUUAAGAUAUUAGAGUUUCAGCCCCAAUAAAAAUCCAAUCUUGGUUGGUUCUGUUUUUUGUAAAGAUACGUUUUUUAGUUUUUUGCGAUUCAUUGUUUUGGAGUUUUGGGUUGGAAAGAAAAGAGAGAAAAAUGGUGAUGGAAGUUGUUCAAGAAGAUAUGGGGGAUGGUAGCAUGCAAUGCACAGACCAUCCAUAUAAAAACAGCACCCCAGGUGGGAUCUGUGCCUUUUGUCUUCAAGAGAAGCUUGGGAAGCUUGUUUCUUCCUCAUUCCCUGUUGCUGUUUUCCCAUCUUCUUCUUCUUCCUCUUCAUCCCCACCUUCAUUGAGAUCUGAGUUUGGUCAUGGUGGAUUAGGAGGCAGUAUGAUAAACCCUUCUUCUUCUUCUUCUUCUUCUUCUGCAUCAGCUCUUGCACUCCGCCCUUCCCACCAUAAUGUUUCUUCUUCUUCUUCCACUAGCUUUAACCAUGUGGUGGGAGGAAACAGGAUUAAUGACUGUGAUUUUAGUACUAGUACUAAUGGUCAGUACUAUUCCAGAAGAUCCAAGAUGCCAUUUUUAUUGUCUCAGAGAAGGAAGAAGAAGAAGGAUUAUAAUCAUCAUGCUGCCAUGGGAAUGGGGGUUACUAGUUCAGAUGCAACAUCAACAACCAGCAGCAUUGUUUUCAAGAGGAGCAAAUCUACAACAACUCCAAGAAGAAUAGGAGGCAUUCAUAAUUUCUUGGAUGAGGAGGAAGAGGAUGCUUAUGCAAAUGAUGCUGCUGAUGAUUAUAGUCCCCACAAGAAUAAAGGGUUCUGGUCAUUUCUCUAUUCCUCUAAGCAUUCUGCAUCCAAGAAAGGUUCCACAAACCAGAGGGAAUUCAUAAGCUAUCCAUCCUCACUUUCAAGUGCGAGUGGAAUUGGGAUUGGUGUGGGCAGUGUAAAUGGUGGAACUUCAAUGAGAUCAAGGGAUAAUAAGAAAAGAGAAGAACUUGUUGUGGUUGAUGAGAAUGAGAGCCCUGAUCAAGCUGAACUUGAUAGGAAAGUCUCAAGGUCUAGAUCUGUUGGUUGUGGGAGUAGGAGCUUUUCAGGGGACUUCUUUGAGAGGAUUUCAACUGGUUUUGGAGAUUGCACUUUAAGAAGAGUUGAAUCUCAAAGAGAAGGUAAUAAACCUAAACUUUCCUCAAUGCAUAGAAACAGUACUGGACAGGAUUGCAUCAAGGAAAGAGUCAAAUGUGGUGGGAUUUUUGGUGGUUUCAUGAUCACUUCAUCCUCAGCAUCUUCUUCUUCUUCAUCAUCAUAUUGGGUUUCAAGUUCUGCUGAAGAUAAUAAAUCAGUAUCAACCCCAGGUGGGCAUAAUGUGAGACAUCUUGCUCAUGGAAGAAGCAGGAGUUGGGGAUGGGCACUUGCUAGCCCAAUGAGAGCCUUCAGUAAGCCUUCUUCACAAGGGAAAAGAGAAUCUUCAAGUAAGAAUUCAACACCAAAUUUGUCAGCAAUUCCUUCAUUGUUAACUGUGGGAGGCUAAUUGAUUCAUAUCUUGUUGCUGCUGCUGCUGCUGCUGCUGGAGUUUUCCUUACAAAGUAAAUUACCACUAUUAGCUUAUACUACUACUACACAACUUACUUUAAGAGUGUUGAAACUUGAAGCUGUGUUUACAUUCUCCUAAUGUUCUGUUGGAAUUCUUUUUUUUUUCUUCUGGGUAUUGUUAAAAUUGGAUUUAUUGUACUGUAUCUUUAGGGUGUUGGCCAAUUUGGUAUAUUUCUUGUCUAGAAAGUGUGUGAUGGAAGUAUCUGCUAAAAUAGAUCUCUCUUCAAUUUCAUAUUAUCAAGAUUUUUGUAUAUGGUUCAUUGGUUUUGGCAUGGAUCCAAUUAUGAUAAAACUUUCAGCAAACAAUGAAAGGAAUGUGUGCCAUUUUCUUCUUCAAAUUUGGAAUUGGAUAGCAC
Messenger RNA from Oldenlandia corymbosa var. corymbosa, 2209 nucleotides. The record is from the annotation of a GenBank genome assembly. Lineage: Eukaryota; Viridiplantae; Streptophyta; Magnoliopsida; Gentianales; Rubiaceae.